Messenger RNA from Aedes aegypti (yellow fever mosquito), 4617 nucleotides. It is a transcript of the gene Vinc, whose product is annotated as vinculin. Lineage: Eukaryota; Metazoa; Arthropoda; Insecta; Diptera; Culicidae. The coding region runs from base 518 to 3412 and encodes 964 amino acids. Gene Ontology annotation, cellular component: actin cytoskeleton. Gene Ontology annotation, molecular function: actin filament binding; structural molecule activity. The record is from RefSeq and is a predicted model, not a curated record. Gene Ontology annotation, biological process: cell adhesion. The transcript is spliced from 5 exons.
GUUCGUCAUCCAGUCAGUCUUGUUCGUUCGGUCGUCGUGUUCAGUCGUGAAUUGUUUACGGGAGGAAAUUGUGUCGUUUUAGUUAUUAUUCUUUUAGUGAAUUUUAAGUACCGUUUUGGAGAACGUGCAAUUCUUUAUAAUUUUCUUUUCUCGGACCUAAAGUGACAACCGUGUUUCAAAAUUUCGAUUCAACAUCAUUCUAUUUCGAAGAGAAAUUGUGUGAUUAUCGUUAUUAGUGUGGAAUUUUCCUUGUGAUCUCGGUUUUGCUUUUGCCAUUGAGACGUGACCGCGAAGAAGAGGCAGACAGAACGUGAGAAGUUCAAAAAUAACAUCUUCCAAGCCAUAAAAGGGCAUCGCAUCGCGGGUUGGAAAUUGUUUUCCCCGUUCGCAAGCGCGAACCGUCUGAGAGAGGAGAACCGCGUGGGGCGGAACCACCCCCUCUUCCGGUGACCAAACGGGAGGAAGGCUGGAGGAUUUUUAGUACAAAAUAAACGCAAUUUCACACUGAGCCAGCAAGAUGCCUGUGUUUCACACGAAAACGAUCGAGAGCAUCUUGGAGCCGGUUGCACAACAGGUCUCCCGAUUGGUAAUCCUCCACGAAGAAGCCGAAGAUGGCAACGCAAUGCCCGAUCUCAGCCGACCGGUGCAGGCCGUUUCGCUUGCAGUUACCAACUUGGUCCGGGUUGGGCGCGAAACCAUACACAACUCCGACGACGACAUUCUCAAGCAGGACAUGCCCUCGGCACUGGCCAGGGUCGAAAAUGCCGCACAGCUGCUGGAGGAAGCUUCCGGUAUGCUCAAGAUGGACCCUUUUUCCGGACCGGCACGUAAGAAGCUGAUCGAAGGAUCGCGGGGGAUUCUACAGGGGACGUCGUCGCUGUUGCUGUGUUUCGAUGAGUCCGAGGUGCGCAAGAUCAUCCGGGAGUGCAAGCGGGUGCUGGACUAUCUGGCCGUGUCCGAGGUGAUCGAUACGAUGGAGGAUUUGGUACAGUUUCUGAAGGAUUUGAGUCCGUGCCUUAGCAAAGUAUCGAGGGAGGUUGGGGCUCGCGAGAAGGAAUUGACUCACCAGGUGCAUAGUGAGAUUCUGGUGCGGUGUUUGGAGCAAGUGAAGAUCUUGGCGCCGAUUUUGAUUUGCAGCAUGAAGGUGUUCAUAUUGAUUGCUGAGCAGAAUGGAAAAGGUUCGGAUGAGGCGGCUGAGAAUAGAAACUAUUUGGCGUCGAGGAUGAGUGAGGAGAUUCAGGAGAUUAUUCGAGUGCUGCAGUUGACCACUUAUGAUGAGGAUCAGAGCGAAUUGGACAAUCUGACGGUGUUGAAGAAGAUCCACAAUGCGAUUAACAAUAAGAUGGAAGCGGCUAAUGAUUGGUUGAAGAAUCCGUAUGCAUUGAGGGGAGGCGUAGGGGAGAAGGCGUUGCGCCAAAUCGUGGACAACGGAUUGAAGGUUGCAGAUCGUUGUCUACCGCAGGAUUCGCAUAUUAUUCGGAAAUCGGCUGGAGAUAUUACGGCUAUGGCCAAUACCUUGUGCGAUCUUCGGCAGGAUGGUAAAGGAACCACUCCUCAUGCUGACGCGAUCGCCCGGGAUAUCCGCGAUAAGCUGGGUAAUUUGGAGCAAUCGGUGUUGAAUGCGAUAAUGGGAGUAGACAAGGCCGGACUUCAACAGACGGCGCAUACUGUUCAGGGUCGUCUUGAACAGGCUUGCCGUUGGCUGCAGAAUCCAGGUCAGGAUGAUCGUGGACUGGGUCAACGGGCAGUUGCCUUGAUUGUUGAUGAGGGUCGUAAGGUAGCUGAAGGUCUCGGUGGUCAUCAGAAAGCUGAAGUUAUGCAGCUCUGUGACGAAGUUGAACAGCUGUCCCACGACUUCUCGCAGAUGUGCUCCAACGGUUUGGGUCAUACUGCUCAAGCUCAGGAGGUGGCUCGUCGUUUGAAUGAGAAACUACAUGGUUUGAAGAAGCAGAUUCAGGAUGCGGUGGUCAGUCGCGUUGUCGAAGACUUCAUCGACAUCUCUUCUCCGUUGAAACAGUUUAUGGAAGCUGUAGCAUUACCGGAAGGAACUCCUGGGCGGGAACAGAAUUUCAACCAGAAAUCCAACAAACUGCAGAGCUUCAGUGAUCGUGCUUCCAAAACAAGUCGCAUGGUUGCCGCCGGAGGUUCCGGAGGUAACAAGAAACUCGCUGAAGUGCUUCUCUCGUCAGCUUCUCAGAUCGAUAGUUUGACCCCGCAGUUGGUCUCGGCUGGCAGAAUUCGUAUGAAUUAUCCAACCAGCAAGGCUGCUGAAGAGCAUUUGAACAAUUUGAAGCAGCAGUAUGCGGAUACGAUCCUGCGAAUGAGGACCCUCUGCGAUCAGGCCACAGACCCGUUGGACUUUAUCGAAGCUUCCGAACGGCAGAUGCAGAAGCAUUCGAUUCUGUGCGACGAAGCCAUUCGGAUGAGGCAACCACAGAAAAUGGUUGACAACACAUCCAGUGAGGCACGUCUGGCUAAUCGAGUGCUCCUGGUUGCCAAACAGGAAGCGGACAACUCCGAAGACCCAGAGUUCAUUUCCAACGUUAAUGAUGCUUCCGAUCGACUGCAGGCUUCCAUUUCUCCUAUGGUUCAGGAGGCGAAAAACGUUUCGACCAACAUCAACGACCCAAUUCAUGCUUCCAACUGGAGGGAAGCCAAUAAGCACCUCUUGCAAAAUGUGCGCAACAUUCGCAGUGCCAUCAACAAUGUUCCUGAGGUACCAGAAAUGCCGGAUCUAUCUGCCUUGCAUCUGCACCAGCAGCAGCAUCAGCCGCACCACGAAGCAGCUCCUCCACGUCCACCACUGCCACGGGAAAACAUUCCCCCGGUGCGUCCACCUCCACCGGAGACCGACGACGAGGAUGAGCUGUUCCAGGGAAUGCCCAAUGCCAACCAGCCCAUCCUCAUGGCGGCCCACGGAUUGCACCAGGAAGUGCGCCAGUGGUCGUCCAAGGACAACGAAAUCAUCGCCGCAGCCAAGCGGAUGGCCGUGCUCAUGGCACGCCUCUCGGAGUUGGUGCGGGCCGAUUCGAAGGGCAGCAAGCGGGAGCUGAUUGCCACCGCGAAGAAGAUUGCCGAGGCGUCGGAGGACGUGACCCGGCUGGCGAAGAUUUUGGCUCGGCAGUGUACGGACAAGCGUAUUCGUACAAAUCUGCUGCAGGUUUGCGAGCGGAUACCGACGAUCGGAACGCAGCUGAAGAUCCUGUCGACGGUCAAGGCCACCAUGCUGGGCGCGCAGGGUUCGGACGAGGAUCGGGAGGCGACCGACAUGUUGGUCGGAAACGCGCAGAACCUGAUGCAGAGUGUCAAGGAAACGGUUCGCGCCGCCGAGGGAGCCAGCAUCAAGAUCCGCUCCGACCAGACGAAUCACCGGUUGCGUUGGGUCCGUCGGCAGCCAUGGUACCAGUACUAAACUCCGGGCUGUUCCGCGAGUACGGCAAAACGAAAAGCACAAAGCGCUAUUAUACAACACACGCCAGGAAGAUAAACCGACUAACUAACCGACUUAUCGAUUUGGAUUUCUGUCGACUGUCUGUAAUGUUAGACGUUGUACGUUACGUGAAUGGCGUAUAGGUUCUAACAGUGUUAUCGCAACGAUUUUUAACCUUUACAUGUAGGACUUUGUAUUUAUUAAUUUUUAGAGAUCGUUAGGUCCGUUGAGGCGGCAAAAACCAAGUACUAAAAAUGCUAGUUUGUGAACGAAUACCUACUAACAUAGUUUUGGCAAAUGUCAAGUAAAGCAACCCAAGAGUAUCUGAACUUUGGUGGAACUCGAUUUACGGAAACGAAUCGAAAAGUAUUUUACAAAAGUGGGAAAAGGGAAAUUUUCGGGAAAACGUUGCCAAAAAAGUUUGAAAUGAAAUAUUUAGUGGAAACCAUGAAGUAAAAUACAACUGUCGUUGAAUCGUGAAUAAAUUUUAUCUGGAAAAUUGUUAGAGAAGUGACGAUAUGAAAAAGAGGAAAUUAACUAUUUUUAUCAAAGUUGAAUAAACAUUUUAUAAUGACGGUAAAUUUACAACUUUAACCACUACUAGCGUAGCAUGUAGUCGAUAUUCGUCGUUUUAUUAGCAGUUAUAGUCUAGUUUAUAUUAAAAAAAACUUUCGCGUAGGUGCAAUAUUUCUAGUAUUCGGAACGUGCAGCAGCAUUUUUUUUUUCUUUCCACGUAUAUAUUUAUGCAACACAACAUUGAGAAUGAAUCGAAUUACUGAAGCAACAGAUUUGUUUUUGAAAAUGGUAACUUACAACAAUCACUAACCCGUAAUUUUAUAGAUUAGUAAAUUUCCACCCCGAACCCCAUAGGCUUUUGCCCUUCUCUUGUUAUAUCGCGCUUACACUACUGAGACGGUAACGAAAGCUAUCGGACUUAUACAAGUAGGUAUCUCUAUAGGUUGUUUGUGUUAGAUCGAAAUAGUUAUACUGGUAGCCACAGGUAGAUCAGACGGCAGCAGCUAUUUUUAAACAUUUAUUGGUGGAAACAAUCUAACUACAGUGAAGAAAAGCGAAGCAAAAAUAUGGAUAACAAACAUGUGUUGUAAUAACAAGUGCCUAUUUAUAUUCAUUGUGAACAGUUUUUCUUGUUCCAGAAAUCUUUCGAAAUGUUUAGUUUUCUUUGGUUU